AUGGCAAAGAAGCAGAAAUUUGUGGUUCCAAGAGUGAAAUUGGGCACCCAAGGAUUAGAGGUGAAGUCUCAAAGUAUGGAGCUCAGUGGUCUGUACAACGACCCUGUCUUUGAGGAGUUUGGCAUUUCAAUAAUCAAGGAAGCAUUCAUUAGAGGAAUUACAUUUUUAGACACAGCUGAUAUGCAGUGGUAUGGGCUUUUGAUCAAAUGCUGUUUCAGAAUUUCGAGCUUGACCUCCCAUUCGUCAUCAUUGUCAGUGUUCACUUCAUUGAUGGGGGUUUUACCCUUCGUCUACGAACGAGUGGCUCUCCUUAUUGCGACUGGCAGAGAAGACAUCAAUGGAGCAAAAAUCGGCAUUGAUGACGUGGCUGCUAUUGGCGAUGGCAUCGCCGGCAUUUUUGUCGCACUUCCAACGGCUUGCAUUUUUAUCAGCGAAGUUGUUGCUGGGGUCGGCGAAGCUUGGCAGUAG
Molecule: messenger RNA, 468 nt
Organism: Manihot esculenta (cassava)
Lineage: Eukaryota; Viridiplantae; Streptophyta; Magnoliopsida; Malpighiales; Euphorbiaceae
Product: IN2-2 protein-like
Exons: 4
Coding region: 1-468 (155 amino acids)
Source: RefSeq, a predicted model, not a curated record